Messenger RNA from Aureobasidium namibiae CBS 147.97, 1620 nucleotides. Its product is annotated as major facilitator superfamily transporter. Gene Ontology annotation, molecular function: dethiobiotin transmembrane transporter activity; biotin transmembrane transporter activity; solute:proton symporter activity. Gene Ontology annotation, cellular component: membrane. The record is from RefSeq and is a predicted model, not a curated record. Gene Ontology annotation, biological process: biotin import across plasma membrane. The transcript has 4 exons. Bases 1 to 1620 code for a protein of 539 amino acids. Lineage: Eukaryota; Fungi; Ascomycota; Dothideomycetes; Dothideales; Saccotheciaceae.
AUGGCUGGUUCGCGGGAACAAGCUGCUGCCAUGGAAUUGGCUGGCUACAGGUCUAAAGAGGCGCCUGUCGUGGAUGACCAGGAGAUGGGAUCAGAGGGCGCUGAUCUAGCUCGUAUUGAGCGUGUCUACAAAAAAAUCGAUCGCAGAAUUAUUCCACCAUUUUGGUUACUCUAUUUCCUCUGCUCGGCCAUCCGCUCUAAUGUUGGCCUGGCACAAACGAUGAACUCGGCACAAGGUCAUGACCUUUCCGACGUGCUCAAUCUGACACCCAAGCAAGUUUCCACCGGUCUGGCACUCUUCUACGUCUGCUACGUCGUCUUCGAUUGUCCUUCGAACCUCAUAAUGUCCAAACUGAGUCCGCACGUGUGGAUGAGCAGAAUCGUGCUAAGUGUUGGCAUCAUCGGCACUUGCAUGACAGCUAUGAAGGCAGCUUGGAGUCUUUAUCUGUUGCGACUGCUGUUGGGUAUUGUCAUCGCUGGCAUGUGGCCUGGCAUGACCUACUACCUCAGUUUAUACUACCCGCCCUCGCGCUGCGCGAGACGUAUUGGACAUUACUACACUGCAGCACAAUUAUCGGCAGCUGUUGUUGGUCUCGUCAGUGCUGGCUUCCAAAAGAUGGACGGGCUUGGGGGUCUUGUGGGUUUCCAAUGGAUGUUCCUGAUCUACGGCUUGUUGGCAGUCAUCCUCGGCAUUGUCUUACUCUGGUGGCUGCCCGAUCGCCCUCAUCCUCCUGGUGAGAAGAUUGAACAACCCGUUGGCUGGAGACGUCUUUUGCCACGAAGCCCACCUGUUCUGACAGGGGAGGACGCUCGUAUCCACUACGAAGAACUAACAAGAGUCUACCAUCGCCCCUCAUGGGGAUGGAAAGACUUGGGCCGUGUGCUCAUCGACUGGCGCCUCUGGCCGUUGGUCAUCAUGUACUUUGGCGUUGUCGGCGUUGGUAUUGGUGUCCAGAGUUAUGGUACCGUCAUUAUCCACGCCAUCAACCCUAGCCUCAGCAGUAUCAACCUGUCCCUCCUCUUCGCGCCCAUCUGGAUCAUGGACCUGAUCGCCAUCCUCCUCAUCACUCCUCUCAGCGACCGCUUCCACACCCACCGCUUCCUCAUCUUCAGUCUAUCCUGUUGUGUCAUCCUAGCCGGCCUCCUCACCACCACAUUCGCCGGCGCCAAUGACAGCUGGUCCAGAUACGGAGGUCUUCUGAUCAUCGGUUUUGGUCUUGGUCCCACUGUACCGACUAUCAUGGCAAUGAGCACUUCCAUCUUCCAGCCUCGUCACGGCGAAGUCGGUAUCGCUGCAGCUUCAGCUCUUGUCUCUGGUCUUGGUAACCUCGGUUCUAUUUUGACCACUUAUGCACUGUAUUCUGGUUGGCCUGAAGACGCCAAGGGUCCUCACAAGUACAGAAAGAGCAACUUGGUCAUGGUCGGUAUGGUGUGUGCUAGUAUCGUGGCUAGCGGUGUAAUGGUGUUGCUGCUCAGAUGGACUAGAACGGAGGGGGCACAGGCCAUGGAGGAUGCUGUCGAGAACAAGGAUAUCAUGAUUGAUGGAGCCGCGAAGAGAGAGUUGAGAGAGCUCAGAGCACAGCAAGGAUUCAGUCUCGACAGACUGAAGAUACACAGAUAG